CCGGGGAGACCAGAUAUAGUGAAUGCAGGGUCCGGGGAGACCAGAUAUAGUGAAUGCAGGGUCCGGGGAAGACCAGAUAUAGUGAAUGCAGGGUCCGGGGAGACCAGAUAUAGUGAAUGCAGGGUCCGGGGAGAUCAGAUAUAGUGAAUGCAUGGUACUGGAAGACCAGAUAUAGUGAAUGCAGGGUUCGGGGAGACCAGAUAUAGUGAAUGCAGGGUCCGGGGAGACCGGAUAUAGUGAAUGCAGGAUAUAGUGAAUGCAAGGUCCGGGGAGACCAGAUAUAGUGA
Staurois parvus is the source of this 287-nucleotide messenger RNA. NCBI's taxonomy places the organism in Eukaryota, Metazoa, Chordata, Amphibia, Anura, Ranidae. The record is from the annotation of a GenBank genome assembly.